AACACUCCAGACAACGACUCGCCGCGCGAAUGACGACUGAUAUUAUUGUAAUAUUGUAUUCGGUGAAUCGUGAACGACGAGAACUGUUCAAACCACAAUAUUAUUAUUAUUGUAGGUACGUACGAUCCCUGUAGACAUGACGUAAUCUUCGUGGUUACAGAUUCGUCCGCCGCGUACUGACAGGCACAAACGACGGUCUUCGGCAGUUCGGCGUCGGUGGCGGUGGUGUUGGUGGUCUAAUGACAAAUUGACGAACCGUGUUGUAAGUAGGUACUGACUGCUAAGUUAGGGGUACGAUUGGGAUAACAUUUCGUACCGUCGUUACCCCGUCCGUCUAAAGAUUAUUGUCCGGUUGCUUGAAUCGAUGGAAAAAAAUUCAAAUAUCGACUGCCCGAUACAAAUCGGUAGAAAUAAGGUAUACCUAGGGUGAAAUAUUUUUGAUAAGACAGGACAAGAUCCAGAUCCAUGAACUGUUGCAAGCGCUAUUUGUUCCAACUGUUCCGAGUGAUGUGGUGUUGAAUCUAGUUCGGUAUCGGGAGAAAACACCUCCAUUGUGGUCUGGUGAAAUCGUAGCAAUGAGCGAUUUCUCCGUGCGAAUUUAUACAAAGACUAUGGCAGCAGCAGCCAUGCGUCGCAACUGUUGUUGCUGGAAGCGCAUCAGGAUGUUACUUGUGUGUUUUGUCAUCCUGUUUGUACUGGUCAACGUGAUACUGACUUUGUUCAGCGCUAACCAUCAAACUGUUAACUCGGCUACUUCUGCAGCAGGUAUUGGUUACAACAGCAGCAGUAAAUGGGUUCAAGGUGAUACAGCAAAAUACAUAUCUAUAGAGGUGCUGUCCAGCAAAAACCGCGUGAAGAUAUGUGUUGACGAUGCAACGGUGAUUGAUGAUAGUGAUCCAUUAAAUAAUAGAGGCAUGCAUGUUGUCGUCUUGAAUCAACACACUGGUAUGGUGAUGGCUCAACGAGUAUUUGAUACGUACAUGGACGAUGAACCACUCAUUGGUUUUUUACAUCGUGUGUCUUCUGGCCGUAUAAUGAUAUUUGCUGUUAAAGAUGAGGCAUCAUUCCAUCUCACCAAUGAAGGUAGGCGUGCUAUGCAAAUGCAUACUGGCGCAAGUGGGGCAAGUUCUAGUAAAAGUGGGUCUGGAUCUGCAGCAGGAGGUUCAUUGUGGCUGUCUGAACUUGGUUGGCGAGAUAUGUGGGCAAUGGUAGCUAAACAUCAUAACAAUGAUCCAGAAGGACAAAGAAAUGGUGAAGGUACUGGUGGUCAUGUAUACGGAGAAAGCUAUAAUAGUAACCCAAGCUUAGUCUUACAGCAUAAUAGUAAGAGUGUGCCAGCUAUAUCUUCUUGGGGCACUGAUGUUUUACUGCGCGUACAAGUCCCACUUGAUGUAAAUCGUAGUCAUAACAAUCAAAAUGAUGAGUGGUGUGAUUCAUGGAUAACAGCUGGUGCUUCUGAUGAUAACAAUGAUGAUGAUGGUGAUUUUGGAGAUAGUGGCUCCAUUAUUGAUGAUGAUAUUGUAGUUGAAUCACCACUGGCUCGGCGGCAACGAUUCUGUAGCCGUAUUGAGGGCUAUGGUGAUGUAUGUAGCUGUGCACAUCCUGCUCCCCUAGAUUUUCAUCCAUUACCUAUACCUGAUUCAAAUAUUGACCGAGUUCCUGUCGUAAUAGUAGCUGGUAAUCGAGCUGACUAUCUUUACAGAACAUUAAAAUCUGUGCUGAAUGCUCGAGGUGUUCAACGACAUAUGGUUACUGUUCAUGUGGACGGAUAUUACGACGAACCUGUUGAAGUAGCUCGCCUGUUGGGUGUGAGGGCUGUGCAACACAUGCCUGCUAUAGGUGAUUCGGUCAAUGGUGUUAGUGGAGGGCAAAUUUCAAGCAAUACUAAUUCACGUCGCCGCCGAGUUACACAGCAUUACAAAUCAGCCUUAACAAACACAUUUGGUUCAUUGUUCCCUCAGGCUGAUUAUGCUAUUGUGUUGGAAGAUGAUCUUGAUGUUUCUGUUGACUUUUUUAGCUUCUUCAGUCAGACUCUUCCAUUGUUGGCAGUAGCUGAUGACUCUACAGAUGGUGGUAGUGGUUCUGGAUCGCUGUACUGUGUGUCUGCAUGGAAUGACCAAGGAUAUGAGCACACUGCUAGUCGACCAGAUGUUUUAUACCGUAUCGAUUGGAUGCCAGGAUUAGGAUGGAUGCUUAAAAAAUCCUUAUACAAGGACCAACUUGAAUCAGAAUGGCCAACAGUAGAGAAACCCUGGGAUUGGGAUAUGUGGAUGCGAUCAACCAAAGUACAGCGUGGUAGACAAUGUAUAGUACCAGAAGUCAGUAGAACAUAUCAUUUUGGAUCAUCUCGUUCUGUUAACGUGAAUCCAUAUUUUCAACGUACAUAUUUUGGUCGUCAUGCAUUUUAUAACCCUACCGCUGCUACAAAUGGAGCAAGUGCUGGAUCUCAUAGUGGUGGAGCUGGAGGAGAAUAUGAUGAUGGAGGGGGUUUGAUUCGUUUCAAAAAUAUUGACAAGAUGACUCGAAUAACAUACCUUGGGUGGAUGGAACGUAGGAUCAUGACAGAAGGCCAACUGUUAGAUCAUACUAGGUGGCCCUGCCGCAAAAAACAGUGGAAUAAUGAAGGUAGCAAACAUAAUGAUAACAGACGUGUGCAGAAUGCAAAAAAAAGAAACUAUUAUCAAUCAGACGAAGAAUUUUUCGUUAUUGAUGAAAUGAUGAAUAAUGACAAUACAAUUAGAUCUAAAAAAUUAUUUUUACUAUUCAUAAAAAUGGAAGAUCCAUCUGGUGGCAACAGAAAUACAGCUAAUGUGGCUUGGACUCCUUUGGCAAAAUGCCUAGGUAUAUGGGAUCUAGACAUUAGAGGACAUUACAAGGGAAUGUGGCGGCUAUAUCUUAAUACAGAUAAUCAAGAUGACGGAACAAAUGCAGACGAAGAAGGAAUUCCAACACAUAUUAAAAGUGGUUCUGAAUUAUUUAUUAUCAGUUGCCCAUUUUCACACUUUUGCAAAUUCAAGCCGAUGAAUGUGACUGCUUUAUGGUACAAUAGCAUUGGAAUUGGGGAAGAUGACGAUGGUGGAGACGAUAUGCUGUAGGUUUUGAACAGUUGAGGACAAAAAGACUACUGAUUAAUGUAGUUAUUCUUAUUACCAUUAUAUCAUAAUAUACUACAUAUCUAUGUUAAACAUUUAAAAUUACAAUUUUAUAAUGUUUCAUCUCAUUUAUUAUUAUUUUKUAAAAACAUACUAGUAUGGGUAUAUAUAUAUAAUAGGUACAUUAAGUAUGAUAAUGCUUGCAAGCUUGUUAUGAGGAUCUCAUUCUAAUUAAUAUUUUGAAGAAUCACCCUCGAGGACCGCCUAUCCUCGGAAUAGUACUUCCAUUCUCACUCUUUUAUGAUAAAACUCAAGCUAUCUCUCAUAAUCUGUUUGGUUCGACUAUAUAUCCCAGUCCUCAAAACAAAUGUUCCAUACAUUUCUAUGAGCCUUUAGUCAUUAUAUCAGUAUAUAACAUAUUGUAAGUAUUAUAAACUCUUCCAGUUUUAACUAAAUAAACUGCCGACAUGAUAUUUUAACCCUAAUUUUUAAUGUAGAGACUGCUUUAAUUUCUUAUUUAAUUUAAUUUACUUAACUUAGGCCAGGUUCUCAUGAAUCAAAUUCUUGUCAAAAUGUGUCUCUUUAGAUUUUUAACAUACCAUAUAAAUGGUACACCUAUACAAAAAUGUAUUUGUCACUGGUACAUUUCCAGAAGAUAUGGCAAAAGUCAAAAAUAAGAAUAGCAAAUAAUAUACUUUUUAAUGUACUAUAUAUAUAUGCCAAUUGUUGAAAAUUUAAUAUAGGUCUAUGUAAAUGACGAACCCACUUGACACGUUCUUUGCAAGUAUAGCAAUCACGAGAACCCAACUUUAAAAUUAAGCUGAAGAAUUUUUUACUUUAUUAAUUAUAUGAUAUAAAUAUGUUAUAAUUGUUAAUUUAUAUCAAGAAUAAUACAAUGAUAAACUAAUUUUUAUUGUUUUUAAUGUGUUUAUAACUUGUUUUGACUCUAAAGCUAAAAUAUAUUGUAUUUUAUCAUUAUUUUUAAGUUAAAAUUAAAUAAUAUUUUUAUACUAAGGU
Molecule: messenger RNA, 4109 nt
Organism: Diuraphis noxia (Russian wheat aphid)
Lineage: Eukaryota; Metazoa; Arthropoda; Insecta; Hemiptera; Aphididae
Product: protein O-linked-mannose beta-1,2-N-acetylglucosaminyltransferase 1-like
Biological process (GO): protein O-linked glycosylation via N-acetylgalactosamine
Cellular component (GO): Golgi membrane
Molecular function (GO): beta-1,3-galactosyl-O-glycosyl-glycoprotein beta-1,3-N-acetylglucosaminyltransferase activity
Source: RefSeq, a predicted model, not a curated record